AUCCUUUGUAUGUUAUGUUUGUCUUAUUCUGUGAAGUUUGAUAUUGUUCCUGUUGUUUUAUUAUUGCUAAGUGUUUUCCCACUUCUCAGGUGAGGAGAUGGAGGGACGUGACCCCCUGUAGCCUCUGGUUUGGGGAGGGGUCCUGUGCUGGGCAGAGCCUUCUGCACUGAUCCGUUCUUUGUUCACGUGUGGCUUUUAUCAGUGAGGGUGAGGACUGCAGAGCCAGGCGGUGUGUCUCUAUGGUGACCGUGGGUGCUGUCCUCGUCCCCAGAGCAAGCAUGGGGCCAGGGCCUAUGGUGUCCCAGGUGGGGCCACUUCAGGGCAGGGCCAGCUCCAGGGUCCUUUGGGAGAUUGACACGUCCCUGGGUCCCUCACUGAGUGGUUCUGCAGAGCUUCAGGACGGGGCUCCCUGGCCAUCCCUGGGAAAGACGUGGCCCACCCCAAGGAAAAGGAGGAGAGGUGACAGACAAACUGAGUCCCCAAAGCUGAGAAGCCAAAGGGCUGUCCAGAGGAGCAGCGCCAGAGCGGGGUCUCCCAGGGGCCACCAGCCCAUCUUCCCUUUAUCUCCUGCUACCCCAGCCACAGAGGAUCAGUCCCGCCAUAGGAGAGGGCGUGAUGGAGGGGGAAGGCUGCCCUGGGCAGGAGUAGCCACUGGUCAGGAUGGGCUGGGACCACCCAGCGCUCCCCGACGAUCACCCCAUCCCGAGUUCCAUUGGCCCAGAUGGGGGGCAUUCUGGCCUACUUCCCUGGGCUGCAGGGGCGGUCCUGGAGGUGCCUCAAGCUUCCCCCAGGCCCACUGGGUUUUAUACACCAAGGGGGCGGUGACAAAUGGGUGCAGAACACAUCUGAUGUGACCAGCUCACUUCCCUGUGGAACUCAGCACUCUGCUCAUGUGCUUGGACCCUGAAGAGAUGUGCAUUUCACGCUUCACCUUCUACGCAGGUUAUAAUUUUUACUAACUGGCGAGCAAUACAGAGAGCAUUCAAAUGAGCAGAUUCUGUAACAAAGCCAAAACACUUUAAUGAUAUUAAAAUUGAGUUCAGGCACAGUCUGGUUUGGGGCUAUGGAACACAAGUUAGAGCGCAUCCCCUCUCUGCACUCUGAAUUCCUGUCCUGUUGUUCAGUGUCCACGGGGGCUUAUAGAAGCAGGCAGAGGAGGAGAAAACUGGCUUGUGCCUCUAUGGGCCAUGGUGAGACAUGGCCCCAGGUGGCCCCAGGUCACGUUACAGCUCAUCAAUACCAUGCCACUGUGUUAUUUGGACGAGCAGAUUCUAGAGACUCUUAAAAAAAAAAAAAAAGAUUCCCGGCUCUUGGCUCCUUCUGGCCCCACAUGACCUGCCUUACACCUAAUAUCAUUUCAGGUAAAACCUCCAAGUAUAUCUGGGUUUCCUAGAAAUUUACUCAUUUAUUUUUGUGGUGCUGGGGAUUGAACCCAGGGCCCCUCACAGGCUAGGCCAGUGUUCUGCCACUGAGCCACACCCACAGUCCUUUUUAUUUUAUUUUGAAACAGCAUCUGGCUAAGUUGCCCAGGCUGGCCUUGAACUUGUGAUCCUCCUGCCUCAGCCUCCCCAGUGGCUGGGAUUACAGGUGUGUGCCACCAUACCUGUGCAGGAAUGUAUUUUUCAAUCACGUUUGGCUUUAGCUGUGCAGAUAUAGAAAACGGAGUCAAUGGCAAUUUGAAAGCAGAAGGUGAUACCUCUGUGCUCUCUCCUGGGCUGCAGCAAGCCCCCAAGGCCCAGGUGGCCUCAGAAACCUGCACUGGGACCUGCCUGAAGGGAGGGAGAACCUAACUAAGCCCUAUAGCUUCACCUGCUUUGGGUGGCUUCCCUUCUUCAGUUGACUUUAAAAAUCACAGAUUUUGGAGGCCACACAACAUCUUGAGUCUCCCACUAGCUUUGCUGUGGAGCACCCUUAGGGCCUGGGGGUCGUGACAGUAAUGGCUGCCUAGGUUACUUUUCAGGGAGUCCAAGGUGACUUUUGUCAAAAACACCAACUCUUCACUUGGGCCAGCACCGGUGUCUGACAGGGACUUCUUGAUGUCAGGAGGCCCCAAGCUCUACCUUCAGGUCAUGCGAACACUGCCAUGUUUAGAAAACACGUUCUCCAAGAGCCAUGGAGCUGGCUCACACACGGGAGACCACUGCUUCCCCCCAUCGCCUUCCCCACACCUUCAUCACCCCUCAGUCCCAGGGACGUGCCCGAACACUAGGCUCAGGAGGCAGGUUUGAGAUCGGUGUCCCCUCCACACUCGGCCACCUUGCACGUGCCUUGGCUGGUGCCUGGCCUGGGGUGUGAGGGCAAAGCCGGGCUGGAGUGACAGCGCUUUCCUCCCAUCUCCAGGGAAGACGUCAUUCUGGGCUCAGUGAGCAUCCAAACACUCACCUGGUGCCAUCACUGCUUAGACUGCACUCCUUGGAAAUUUGUCCGGGUUUUGCACCCAUCUAAACACAACUCUUGGGCACCAUUUUUAAAGUGGAGAAGAAGAAGCUCAGCAGCUAAGGCUGGUCAAUGGAAGACGUGAACCUGAGCUUCAUGCCCACCUGUGCCUGGCUGUGACAGCUUCUAAAUACAGCAAGUUCAAAAUCAGAUAUGUGGUCUGAGAAGGUGGUGCACAGACAGGGUGUGGGUGAAAGGUGAGGAUGCUGGGUGAUGACUCCAGGGAGAGCCAAGAAGACAGGAAGAGGAAGUAGAAAUCCAUGCACCGGAACCGGUGCCCCCUGUCUUCUCAUGCAGUUCUAUAGCCACCUGGGUAGCGGGCACCAUUUGCUUGCCUUUGAGAAGAGCAAACUGAGACGUGGGGAGUUGGAGCAAGUUGCCUAGGUCCUCACAGCUGUGGACCACACCCAGGGCCCACGAAUGGGAGCCUGCUGUGCUGGUGGUUCAUGUUCAGGCAUGACAGUGGCCUGUGUGAGCUGCAGCUGUCCAGACAAGGGCCGCGGCUUGACUGAACUCGUUAGUCUAAUCUCAAGUCCAUGGCCCUGCAGGAAAAUGUGGACGAGUGGGCGGAAGAGCUUAGAGCUGCUUCUCUGGAGGACCUACCCCAACUCCAUUCUCCAGGAGAGAAUCAGGAUCUUCCUGCUCCACGCUGGAAGUCUGUUCAGCCCUGGGCUCUGUCUGUGGUGGAACUGCGUCCCCUAGAGAUAUCACCAAGUCCUAACCCCACAGCCUGGGAGUGUGACCUUACUGGAGUUAGGGUCUUUGAGACGUUAUGAGUUGAGAUGAGCUCUUCCUGGACUUAGGAUGGUCCCUGAGUCCAGUGCCUGGUGUCCUUGUAGAAAGAGGAGAGAACCCAGGGACACAGAGGGAAGGCCAUGUGUACUGGAGACAGGUUGGGGUGAUGUGUCCAGAAGUCAGGGAGCACCGAGGAAGGCUGGCCAGCCCCACAGCUGAAGUCAGGCAGGGAAUGGCUUCAGCCUCAAUUCCCCAGAAGAAGCAGACCCUGCCCCCCCAGAACUGGAAGAAUAAAUCUGCUUUGUUUAAAGCCACGCAGUUUGUGGCCAUUUGUUACUGCAGCCCCAGGACACUCACAUGCUAUCCUUGGAGUGGAAGUUUUAAUUUUGAACAUGUGGCUGCCAGAAUCUCUCCAAUGGGCUCCACUCCCACCCUGGAUCUGGGUGGGUGGCCAGGGUGCUGGCAGGAGCCUGUUGGUCUCGGCUGACCCCUUCAUGCCCUGACAUCUCCCCCUCCUCACUCUUUCCCUCUAGAUCCCCCCACAAGCCACACACCAUGGCACAAAACAUUUUGCUGCUAUUAAAUGACUAUUUUAAAAUCACAUCACCUUGGAGAGCUUGGGAAAAAAGUCUUCAACUGAAACACGGAGUGCCCAGUGCGUUCUUCACAAAGGUGGUGGAUUUGGGAGCCUCGUCUCUGAAGCUUGAGAUCUGGGACACGGCUGGCCAGGAGAAGUACCACAGCGUCUGCCACCUCUACUUCAGGGGCGCCAAUGCCGCGCUGCUGGUGUACGACAUCACCAGGAAGGACUCUUUCCACAAGGCCCGGCAGUGGCUGGCAGACCUGGAGAAGGAGCUGCUCCCAGGGGAGGGCGUGGUGAUGCUGGUCGGCAACAAGACGGACCUCGGCGAGCAGCGGGAGGUGACUUUCCAGGAAGGGAAGGAGUUUGCCGAGAGCAACAAGUUGCUGUUCAUGGAAACCUCCGCCAAGCUGAACCUCCAGGUGCCCGAGGUCUUCAGCACCGUGGCGCAAGAGCUACUGCAGAGGGCGGCCAGGCAGAGCCACAACGCACAGGGGGACGCAGCCGUGGUUCUGAAUGCGGGUCCUGCCCCGCAGGCCAAAUGCUGUGCCCGUUAGAAGUGCCACUCCAGGGGGCCAUGGAAGGACGUCCAAGGCCAGGCCUGGGGGUCUCCAGGGUGAGCCACUCUCGGCUUGGCUCUUCAUCAGUUGUACUUCAUGGCUGGUGCUGGACUGUGCCUGAGGGCUGGCGGCUUCCAGAAGUUGGCGUCCUUUGUAAUAAAUACCCAGUUCCCAAAGCUGGGGGUGAUUGUCAGGGGAGGAUAUGGUGUCAGAUAGCUCCCAGAAGACUGUUGCCCACCAUGGCAGAUCCUGUCUGGUUCCUGGACACCCCAGUCUCCUAAUUGAUUGCUUUGUCACCAAACGUGGAGGGUUUGUAUGAGCAGAGAGGAAGCAGAGAUCAGGACUCUGAUGAUAGCAAUGUGGACAGACACCUCCAUCUGGCUUGGUGGGAAUGCUGGGCUAGGGCUGGGCCCACCUGGUUCUGGGAGGUGGGAGAGAAGGAAGAAGCCCCCCGGGAGGUGGAGUAAUGGACCUGGGUGGCUAAUCUCCUGAGGUGGACGUAGGCAGCCACGGUCCUCCUGGGAGCACAGAGGCUCCGACUUGUACCCUGACGUGGAAGUUGUGCUGUCGAAGCAUCUUUUUCUCUGAAGAUUAAACUGCUUUGAACCAUC
Marmota monax (woodchuck) is the source of this 4922-nucleotide messenger RNA. It is a transcript of the gene Rab17, whose product is annotated as RAB17, member RAS oncogene family. Gene Ontology annotation, cellular component: endosome. The record is from RefSeq and is a predicted model, not a curated record. Lineage: Eukaryota; Metazoa; Chordata; Mammalia; Rodentia; Sciuridae. The transcript has 5 exons. Bases 3727 to 4308 code for a protein of 193 amino acids. Gene Ontology annotation, molecular function: GTP binding; GTPase activity.